GCACCGUAUGCUCGCGGGCGCCUCCUCCUCUUCCUCCCCUUCGUACCCUUCCUUCCCCUGCUUCUCCUAUUCCUCCCUUCUCGGUAUGGCGGCCCCGGCUGAGCUUAGCGGUCUGAGCGAUGAAGCAGCCUACGGCGCCUGUUCGGAGCCAGAUGCCAGCACUAAGGUGGGGUGGAUGGGGCAGACAAUGUUAAGAGUAAAGGAUCCUAAGAAGUCACUGGGAUUUUUAUACAAGAUUCUUGGAAUGACACUGCUUCAAAAAUUUGACUUUCCUCUCAUGAAGUUCUCACUCUAUUUCCUGGGAUAUGAAGAUAAAAAUAAUAUCCCGAAAGAUAAAGCUGAGAGAACAGUUUGGACCUUCUCCAGAAAAGCUACAAUUGAACUGAACAGUAACAACUGGGGCAGAAAUGAUGAAAAUCAGUCUUACCACAAUGGCAAUUCAGAUCCCGAGGAUUUGGUAGGACACAUUGGAAUUGCUGUCCCUGAUGUCUAUAAAGCUUGUAAGAGGUUUGAAGAACUAGGAGUGAAAUUUGUGAAGAAACCAGAUGAUGGCAAGAUGAAAGGACUUGCAUUUGUUCAGGAUCCGGAUGGCUACUGGAUUGAAAUUUUGAACCCUAAGCACAUGGUGACCCUUACUUAGUUCUGAUGAAGUACAUUAUAUAAGAGAUGCACACUUUCAGUCCCCUGAAGAAAUAUGUAGCAGUGUUUGUAAAAUUCUCCCUUAAUGGAGAGGAAUCAGUCCUGUUCAGAGUCUCCUCUAAAACUAUGCCCUAGAACCUCACUCGAUUUGAAUUCCCUUUUUUCUUGCCCUGUGAUGCUUCUGCAAUUUGUUUCCUGUUAGGAAUACUAAAUCAUUUUUGGGGGGAGAGCUUAACAUGCAUUCUCCUCUUGGACAUGGAUUGUGUUACUGUUUCACUAAACAUUAUCAAAAGAUGCGUAACAAGAAAUUCACCUCACCCCCUUUAGGUGUAAACCAACACCAACAAAAAAGCUUGUGUUACUACUGCUGAUCUUCAACAACAAUGCACAAAACCAACUUCAGAAUAUUUUUUAAUGAAGUCAAAAGAUCCUGAAGGCUUCAUGCCCAAUCCUGUAUACUAGAAAAUAAAAUGUCAAACUAACUUUGACUUGAGUAGUAUCAUGUUUAUGGAAGUCCUGAUCUUUCUUACAUUAUGCUUGGCAAACCUUUUUAAGGGGCAGCCUUAAACAGCCUUGCCUAUAACAAGAAAAUAAAUCAGCAGAAAGAAUUUAGUCCUUUAGAUUCUCUCUCCUGAUAGCCAAGAAAAGAGGUCUUAUAGUUGAUAACUGACAGUGAUUCUUCUUGUCUCUUCCAACACUAGAAGAAAUUUGCUCAAACGCUCUGUUAUGUUCUCUAUUAGGAAAUCAACUUAAGAGUUUUCAGAUAAACAAGUUUACUCUAGUAGAGAUCUUGAUCUACCCUCAAAAUGAGUGAUGGUUGCUAAAAUGAUACCUGUAAACAGCAGUAAAACAUGUAAAUUUAUGUAUGUUACACGAUGUAUUUGAUUUUACACUGUUCCACCUCUUACAAACACCAUAAACCAUGUCAAGUUUGGAAAUCCUGCUGUUCAACAAGGAGAAAAACCCUCUGCCCUGUAUUACUGUGGUUUGGGUUGCACUGAAAUCCUAUCUUCAGUUACUUGAGUAUUUAAUAGUGUAAUUCACUUCAAAACAAAGCAUUGAUGAAAAGUACAAAAUAAUUUUAAAGCAGUAUAAGUUUAAGCACUUUGCUAACUGUUGAAUCCUAGGAAACUGAAAAGCUGCUUUUGAUUUGUGGAUUACUUUUUGAGAAGUCUGGUGAUAAUAUGAAAUGGGAGUACAGGGGUGAAGAAGAUCACUGUGCACUUGAUUAGCAGGAUGCUUUAGUAAUGUAACAUGCAGGUCUAAUAAUAAGUGUCAGUAACUCCCUGGAUUACAAGUUAAAAUCAAAAUGUACAACAUAUUGCAUUGUAUUUCUACUAUGCUAGUGUAGAUAUUAAUGAGUUAAAUACAAAGUGCUGUUCCAUCUCCUUAUUUGAAAAAAUCCUGAGUUCUGUUUGCAGCAUCUUAACAGGACAGCAUAUGUAGACUCUGUAACUAUAGAGAGCUCCACAUGAGAAAUCACUCAUAAAACUUAAUCAAGGGUGUGUUCUGUUUACCCUUGGAAAUGAGUAAAUAGAGUAUGUGCUUCAUGUGAGCCUCAGGUGUUGGGAAAAAGGAAUGUGAAAACUUCUGUCCUACAGAUGUCCAAGCAAUCAUAAAUUAACUGGAAGAAGCCAUAAUAGCUCAAAAGAUAUUUUUUUCAGUUUUCUGUUUUUUAUAUGAAGCAACCUGACAUUUUGUCAUUUGUAUAUUUUCUGACUGGUCUCUGCAGUAUCCAUAGAUGCUGUGCUUUUGGUGGUGCCUUAUCAGUGUCAUUCAUAUGCAAUAGAUAAUUUCCUAUCUUGAAUAUUUCCCAAGUUGCCUUUUUUCUGCAACAAUAAACACGGCUGCUUCAUGUCUGCA
This is a messenger RNA of Calypte anna (Anna's hummingbird), 2502 nucleotides long. It is a transcript of the gene GLO1, whose product is annotated as glyoxalase I. NCBI's taxonomy places the organism in Eukaryota, Metazoa, Chordata, Aves, Apodiformes, Trochilidae. The record is from RefSeq and is a predicted model, not a curated record. Gene Ontology annotation, molecular function: metal ion binding; lactoylglutathione lyase activity.